Tribolium madens (black flour beetle) is the source of this 2476-nucleotide messenger RNA. RefSeq names its product ileal sodium/bile acid cotransporter-like. Bases 271 to 1524 code for a protein of 417 amino acids. Gene Ontology annotation, cellular component: membrane. Lineage: Eukaryota; Metazoa; Arthropoda; Insecta; Coleoptera; Tenebrionidae. The transcript has 6 exons. The record is from RefSeq and is a predicted model, not a curated record.
GUGUGGACCACAGUUUUGCAUGUUUUGGGCCACUUAAGAAAUUAAUUCGUUUAAAAGUUCGGUAUCUUCAUUUAUUCAUCCGAAAUAAAUUCGAACACGAAUACCCCGUUUGUUUAUCGCGCGUACGUGCGAUGAUAAUGUUUUAAUACGGGAUUAUUUGAGUUUUUUGCGUUGUUGUAUUGUGGAACAUGACGAUAUUUUUUUAAUUGGUUGAAAAAGUGAGAGGACUUGGUGAAAGUGGUCGCUGGAUUUGUCGUAAUUGAAAGCAAAAUGAUGUGUCCCAUCUCGGGAAUGGUCCAAUUCCUCAUUGUGGUGGUAACCCUCCUCCUCCUCUGCCACGCCGCCGUCGUGCGCUCCUUGGAGAUCGUCUUCGAGCCGCGAAACGCCACCGUCCACAUGCACGACACCAUCCCCAUAGCUUACCAAAUCCUCAAAGCCCCCGACGAGAAUUUCAACACGGUGCGGCUCUACACCGAGAACCCCAACGUGGCCAAACUCGACUCUUUCAUUAUAAAAGCCCAAAGCGGGACGUUCAACCUCACGGGGAAUUUUCUAGGUAAGACGGAAGUGAGGUGUCAGGGGGCCCAGGGGAAGCUGGAUGUGACCGUAGUGAGAAAAAAACGGGUCAUUGACACGAUUUUCACCUCGUCGGUGGCCACACUGGUCAGCAUUUUGUACAUCAACUUCGGCUGUGCCCUCAAUUGGGGGGAAAUGAUCCGGAAUUUGAAACGGCCAAUAGGGCCCGCCAUCGGUUUCGUGGGCCAGUUUCUCGUAAUGCCAUUGCUCAGUUUUGGGGUCGGUAAGCUUCUCUUCCCCGACAGUCCUGAAAUGCAGCUCGGGAUGUUCUUCACGGGGGUUUCCCCGGCCGGUGGUGCCUCAAACAUCUGGACGGUGGUCCUUGAUGGUAACAUGGACCUUUCCGUCACCAUGACGACAAUCAGUACCUUAGCAGCCUUCGGGAUGAUGCCCUUGUGGCUCUUCACUCUAGGAAAAGUGAUCUUCGAUCAGGGCGACAUAACUGUGCCUUAUUCCCAAAUUUCCACUUAUGCUAUAGCACUGGUGAUUCCCCUAGGAAUCGGUUUUUUACUCUCGCGGUAUUGCAAAAAAGUCGCGACGUUUCUAGUCCGGAUUUUGAAGGGCUUCUCGGCUGUUCUCCUACUUUUCAUCAUAGUUUUCGCAAUUGUGACCAAUUUGUACUUAUUUGAGUUGUUUUCAUGGCAGAUUGUUGUCGCAGGGAUGGGUCUGCCCUACUUGGGGUACCUCCUCGGGUACCUCCUUGCCGCAAUCCUCAAACAACCCUCACCCGAUUGUCUCGCAAUUGCGAUUGAAACGGGGAUACAAAACACCGGAAUCGCCAUUUUCCUACUCAGGUUCACCCUACCACAGCCCCAAGCCGACUUGACCACAGUGGCCCCCGUUUCUGUGGCCAUGAUGACGCCUUUGCCACUGCUAAUUAUGCUCGUUUACAAGAAAAUUAAGGCCAGGAGCGAUUUUUCAGGCUAUAUCCCGCUCGCAAGAAGUUAAAUAUGGCGGUGCAAGAAUUGACAAUUGACGGGAAUUCAAAUACUCAAAAGGAGGAUCGGCUCAUACCGACCAUAGCGUAAUCUCGGGCUGUGAUUCAUCAGCUUUAAAGUUACUUAAAAGGGGGCGAAAAGUCGGCUAAUGUACGGAAAAUCGGACUCACCGUGAAAAUUCAGGCCGGGACGAGUCGUCAGGGACACCAACUGAAGCGUGAGUGCAGUGUUGCCAGCCCAAAACAAUUAAAUUCACCAGAUCUGGACAGAAAAGUUACCAGAUUUACACCUAUUUUCACCAGAUUAUACUUAAAUUUUUCCAAUACUGUCGAAGAUUCACGAUUUUUUUCGCAAAUCUGCUCAAAAACGUGCUUAUACGCUCGAAAAAUGCAAAAAUAGGUAACGCUAUUUUAUUUAGUCUAAUUCUAUAAUUUUUUGAAUAGUUUUUAAUUCAAUUUUGCGAAAUAACACGUAGCACUGAAUUAGUGGUAAUCCUUCUAAAUUUGUUAUAUCAGAAUGUUUCAGGUGUCACUCCAUACUUACGUUGUAAAACAUGCUAAAACACCUGAUAAAGGCAAAAAUAAUGACUUACCUUGAUGUUUUUUUGGUUUGUUUUGGCAAAAUCUUCAUUUUCAACUAUAUUUUGUAUUUUUCGUCCUUUUUUUGUGUGACAAAGUUUCACUCAAAAAGAGCUAAUUCGAAUGAAACAAACGAAAUAACAUCAAUUUAGAUUUAUUUUUGUUGUGUUUAAGCAUGUUUUGACCCUAUCCUGUAAAAUAAAUGAGUCUCUGAUUCAAAAACGAACUAAAUGGAGCGAGAUAUGCUAAAAUAAUGUCAGUUUCAAUCUAAUUUGAUAAUUUUUCAGUCAGUUUUAGCAAAAAUUUUUAUGUAUUUUAAAAAUGUGCUGAAACACUUUAAAAAUGCAAAAGUAAUACUAGUUUUGGCCUAAUUUGAUAAAUUUU